Messenger RNA from Cantharellus anzutake, 1355 nucleotides. RefSeq names its product glutathione S-transferase. The record is from RefSeq and is a predicted model, not a curated record. The transcript has 9 exons. Bases 424 to 1209 code for a protein of 261 amino acids. Lineage: Eukaryota; Fungi; Basidiomycota; Agaricomycetes; Cantharellales; Hydnaceae.
CCUUGAAGGCCCUUGGGAGCGGACUGCUCCUGUAAUACGCUUAGUCAUUCUCCCACACAAAUAUUAUUCAUUUCUUCAUGCCUUACGAAUCCACCUGAGUAUUAAUUAAGAUUCACCCAUAACCAGUGAUCCCCUCACUAGUGUGCCUAGGGGAGUUGACUGCUGCCAGCGACGACUACGUGUGCAUGAUUUUCGGAAUAGGUUUUAGCUCGGCUCACCUUUCAAGUUGAUCUUACCAAGCAGUGUCCAAACCCAGCAGCCUAAGGGACUCAUUAAUGUCAUGCACGAUACCUCCACAUGGUGGUGGAGGUGGACAAAAUGACAUUUCUGCUAUAUAAAUGACCCUUCAUUGCUUGCUACACUCCUCCAUUCAACCUGCCCCUCCGAAUCGCAUUCGCUAGGCUCUUGUCUACUCGCUUGAUCAUGUCGACGCCUACUUUGACCCUUUAUACUGCUCCGAGCCCUAAUGGCCACAAAGUCUCCAUAACUCUUGAGGCCCUCAAAGAAUUGUAUCCCGAUGGAGGACUAAGCUACGAUUUUAAAAAACUGGACUUCAGCAAACUGGAACAGAAAGAACCAUGGUUCCUUCAAAUAAACCCGAAUGGUCGAAUUCCGGCAGUGACCCACCACCGCCCAGACGGAACGCAGUUUAACGUUUUCGAAUCAGCCGCCAUACUUCUUUAUCUCGUUCAGCGAUGGGAUCCAGAGAGAAAGAUCAGUUUUGAGGUGGGAUCAGAUGAGGAAUCCGAAGCUCUUCAGUGGAUAUUCUUUUCUCAUGGUGGUGUUGGUCCGAUGUCAGGACAAGCGAAUCACUUCUACCGCUACGCACCUGAAAAAAUCCCCUAUGGCAUAAACCGUUACAUGACCGAAACAAAACGUCUUUAUAGCGUCCUCGAGGCCAGGUUGACCCAAGGUGAAGGUCGAGACUAUCUAGUUGGAUCUGGGAAGGGGAAGUAUUCUAUUGCUGAUAUCAACGUUUGGCCUUGGAUCAACGGUUGGGCAUGGACGGGCCUCGACAGCCUCGAUGAUUUCCCUAACCUUGCCAAAUGGCUCGAUAGAAUUGCUAAAAGUCCAGGUGUUCAGGCGGGUCUUAACGUGCCUGAGAAAGGUCCUGCUGCGAGUCAAUUGACGAAGGAACAACAGGAGGAAGCAGCUAGGCAGGGUUCACAGUGGAUCUUGAGGGGAAAUGGUGUUAUUCUGACCAAGUGAGUAGACCCCGGGGAGUGAUGGCUUCUGUAAUUGUACUGCUGGUGCACGGGUGGUGAGGCCGUAUAUUGGCAUGAGGACGGGAAGAACGACAUAAUCACAACUUUGUAGUUGUAUGAUUCAAUGUAUAAGAACCUUUCACUCGAUAG